GUUUCAUUCCCUGCGUUGCUCAUUCUGGAAUUAGUCAAGUUAAAAGAAACACUAAGAACAAGAGACGCAGCAGAGUGGGAACGCAAAGCCGGAGCGGUUGUUUCCGACCGACGGAUAGAGUGGGUCGGACUAGUGCUGGUGACGCUCCCUGGGCCUCCCCUCCUUCCCUUCCCCGCCGCGGCCAAGGUCCCGGAUCCAAGAUGGCGUCGCUGAGUCAAGCGGGGCAGGAGAUGAGCCUGGCGGCCUUAAAGCAGCACGACCCCUACAUCACCAGCAUCGCCGACGUGACCGGCCAGGUGGCCCUCUACCGCUUCAGCCCCAAGGCCAACGAGUGGGAGAAGACUGACAUAGAAGGUACUUUAUUUGUAUAUAAAAGGUCUGCUUCACCUUACCAUGGAUUUACAAUUGUGAAUCGAUUGAACAUGCACAACUUGGUUGAGCCUGUAAACAAAGACUUAGAGUUUCAACUGCAUGAACCUUUUCUUCUGUACAGAAAUGCUAAUUUGUCCAUUUACAGUAUCUGGUUUUAUGACAAGAAUGACUGCCAUCGAAUAGCAAAACUCAUGGCCAAAGUAGUACAAGAAGAAACACAAAGAUCCCAGCAAGAUAAACAAAGAUCCCAACAAGAUAGAGGAAAUAUCAGUAGGAUUAACGGCUGCACCGAUAUCCUAGAGAUGCUUAGCAAAGCCAGGGUUGAAUAUGAACGGAACCAGAAAGGUGAAUUAAUCAGUGUGACACAACAAAGUGUAAAUCCCACAAAGGCCGAAAACGCAGAGACUUCAGAGCAUGGGUUAUCAAUGCUACUAAUGCAAGAUCAUCCAUGUCAAUCCAUACCUAAACAUCUAACAGUGGAAGAAUUAUUUGGAACUUCAUUACCAAAGGAACACUCUGCAGUUCCCUGUUGCAAUCCAGAGAGAACAGAGAAGGCUGACACCUCGUGUAGAGAGCACAGUUUACUUCUACCUUUUUCCUUUGAGCAAUCAACAGUAAUCCAUCAGCCUAUGGGAAAGCUGGACUGCCCAAGCUUCAGAAAUAAUGCUUCUACCUUACUGCCACUGGAGUGCAUGCCACCCUUACUAAUUGCCUCGCCUUCUGUUUCCCAGCCUGAAGUAAAUAAAGCUUCAAGCUAUACUGCACAACUAAGCCCUAUCGUUAAUUCAGCUGUGGCAACAGAAACUCCCUGUACACAAAUGCUUCAGGGCAUGGGUACAAACAAUAACAUAAUGCAAGUGAUGCAGCAAGCAGUCAAGCAGGUAUCUCCACUUGUGAAUCAAUCACUGUCUGAUAUGAACCACAGCCCACAAAAUAGAACUCCUGGUCAAAACCAGUUCUUAACAUCUUUGUCUGCAACAAAUACAGGAGACACAUCAAACACACCACUUCCAAACAUGGAUCUUCUUCAGAAACUCAGGUUGACCUCUCAGCAUGAUCAAAUGCAGCAAUCACUUAAUAAAACCCCAGUUGCACCAAACUCUUCAUCUGCCAUUAGUCAGUUGGCAACACCAGAUUGUUUCAAGGAAUCCCACAACAAGCAGCAGCCUCUGACUGGUAAAAUUAUUCCAUCUGUGCAGGUCAUUCAGCAAAACAAGGAGCUUGAAACAUUUCCACAUCACAAAGCUUUGUCAAAAGGAAACCAGGUUGCUUCUCCACAGUUUGCUGCAGCUACAACCACAAUGGUGCCCUCAGUCCUCUUAUCACCAAGUAUGUUCCAGCAGUCAGCUUUGAAAUCAUCUGAAACUGAAAGCAAAGUUUGUUCCUCUUCACCGCCUACCCUUGGAGCAGUAGAUGUUCAGGCAUUCCCUCCAACAGCUCUUAGUAGAUCUCAGCUUCAAGAAACUUUAAUACAUCUAAUAAAGAACGAUGAGAAUUUUCUCAGUACUCUUCAUGAAGUCUAUUUACAAGUUUUGACCAAGAAUGCAGACAGCAUCAAGUUAUAACUGCCGUGAAUUCAGCUCCACUGGAUUGCAUAUCUUCUUCAGAAAAAUGGAUGCCACAUCUGUAAAUCUGUACUCUUUUUGGAGACUGUUUUUAGUUCUGGAACUCUUGGUUUUAGCUUCCCAAUAGAUCUUGUUAUUUAGAAGAAUCAGAUGAGUAAUGUUCUCAGAAGUGAUACAGGUUUCACUGUGACAAAUCACCAGCAGGCUUUUAUUUCUGUAUAGGAAAAGUGGUCUUUAUGUUUAACAGCACAUUCAUUUUAAUGGCUUUGUGUAGUGUGAAAGUGUUCUAAUUUACACAUACACAAACACAUUAGAAUACUUAGUACAAAUGAUUUUUUUUUUUUUGCAUUAGAUUGAUAAGAAUUCUGAAACCAGCUGCUAAUUUACAAUAUACAGGUAACUGUAGGGCUUUGGAAAAUAAUGGAUAUGCAAUUCAAAAAUUCUGCUUUUAGCCUUAUAACUGGAGGGCCUUAGGGUAUUACUGACUGAUUUCCACAGAAUGCAGAGCUAAUAUGCAUAUUCCAUUUUUUUUUACUAAGGAAGUAUGAAAACUAGGUGGAAAAUGUACCUGGGAUAAUAUCUUUAGUAUGGUGUUUUGGUAGUGGUACAAUUUUAAAACAAAUAGUUUUAAAAUAUGAAUGAAUAGAACACCAUUGUGGUUACUUUACCCAGUCAUCCUCCCCUGUGUAAGUACAAAUGGUAAAAGAGGGUUUUCCUCUAUAAGGGAUGGACUGGUUCCAAAGUGGUGUGUGUAAUUCAUUCAUGAAGUGGUGUUACAUAAACAGUGUGGUCUUAGCUUCUCCCAAUAUUUUCCCCAUUUUUCCAGAUAUUAUGAACUUUUUUCAAAUAUGAGUUAAUAUUUCAUUGUUAAACUGCUAUAAAGAUCAAACUUCUUCACAAAGGAAGUCAGAUUCUGAUCUCCAUUUGUUUUAUAUGCUGCUAUGGGUCUCUCCAUGACUAGUAUUUAUUUCCUUAUGGCAUGUGAUAGUAGCUAGCAAUACUCUAAUGUAACAUAGACUUCAAUUUAUUCAAGCAAUAGUCAUUGUUAAAGGCUACUCUUUUCUGUCUCUUGGUAGUAAUAUCUUUGUUUUAUAUUAUGAAAAGCAAUUCUGUAGUCCAGUUAACCUGCACUGCUUAUUUUUCAAGGCAUUGUUGAAAUGGUGGAAGAGCAUCAUUUUGGUUUUGUGUAUUAUAAGAACUUUCCUGUGCAAGCCAUUCAAAUGCAUAAGGAUUCAAAAAGCCCCUAUUUACUCAGAGUUUACAAUGGGAGACAUAUUGGAUUAGAAUAUAUAUCUUAUUCUUAUGACUUUAACUGUGGGAAUGGUGGCAGCUUCAUUAUCCAGAUCCUAUUUACUCCAUCAAUCAAUUUUUGUGCUAUAUUUUGCUUUAACCCCAACUAGAAUAGACACAUUUCAGUCAGUGACACUAAAUAAGUGAUGGCUAACAAAUCAGAUAUUUAUUUGAAUAAGGCUUCUUUAUAUUUAUAUCCCAUAACUCCACCAUUAAUCAGUGUUUUUAUAUAAAUAGUGUGUUGAUUUUUUUAAUGAGUCAAAAUACGUACUUUGAUUUGAGUGAUUUUAGGUAGAUGUUUUUAUGUUUAGCAAAUUCUGCCUUUGGAGAGAACCUCUUCAGCCUUUGAACUCAGUGUUUCUAGUUAUAUAAACAUAGUAUUUUAUAUUGGAAGAGUGCAGAAUUCAGGGAAAUGUGUUAGUAGUGACAUGAACAUUCAACCAAUGUAUUGGCUUUAAUGGUGAGAUUUAAACGUGUCUUUUCAGGCUUUCUAGACCUUUUGUAGGAAACGUGAGAGCUGCCUAUUUGUAUGCUGGACAUUUAGCAAAUCACCCAUAUUUGCAUAUCAGCAAGAAAUGCUUGCUCCUUUCAAAUAGCCUGUUCCUUGGCUUUGUUUGGGAUAGUGCCAGUUGACCCAAAGCCACUCAUUACUUUUCAGUACAUUGCAAGUGUUUAUAUUGCCAUUUAUGGAUGACAAGCACUUAGCUGUUGGUAAUUAUUCUGAAUUAGAAAAAGAGAUCCUUCUCAAGUACGAAGAAGAUUGAUGGUGAAAGAGCAAGUUAGGCACAGUGAUAAUGAUGAAUUAAAGUUAAUUCAGUCUUUCAACAGGCAUUAUAUCCAAAGACGUAUAGAAGUGAAACUGUGUAAAGAUUUUGCUGAUACUGAAUGUACUGUUACAGUCCUUUGUUUUCAAAAUUAAUAUGAAAGGGAAUACUUCAAUGACAUUUCCAGUUAAGUUUUUCCUCAGUACACUUUAUACUUCCAUUUAUCAUUUUGCAUUUUAAUUCCCUAGAAACCUCAGUCAGUAGCUGGCAGAUCAGAGUUCUCAAGUGUUAGAGGCAUGUACAAUAGCAAGAAGUAAGUCUCUGUUUCCAAAGAGAAUGUCCUUAGCUAGAAGUUAUAAUGAAAGUUUAUCUAUUUUUGAUGGUAGAUUUGCAUCAAUUUUGAAUUUUACGCACAUCAAUGUUACAGCAUUUAUGUAUGUAGCAUGCAGAAGGUGGGGAAACAGAGUUGUACUACACAAUACAAAGCACUGUUAGCAACAUUCAAUGUACCACACUAGUGCUCUUAUUGCUUGUCAUAAUAUGACUAAGAGUAAUGAAAAAUCUUGUAAGCAUUGCUUUGGAAAACAAACUUGGCGCGAAAAUAACAAAUGUUUACAACUUGUGGAAAUCACUGGACAGUUUUAGUCUGGUUAACCUUAACUUUUUAAAGUCUAAGUUUGAAUCUGUAACAACACAUUUUAGUCUUGUUAACCUGCAUGCAAUAAUACCAAAUGCGUAAUUAACCAACUUGGGCCAUUUCAUUUGAACUCUUUUUGUAAGGCAUUCUGUAUUUCCUCAGAGUGGAUGGUAUUUUUAGACUAUAUCCUCAAAUGACUAUUCACUAUCUAAGCAUGUAAUUUUUUGUUAUCUAUAUGCAGCUUUUUGUUAAAAUACUUAAUAUUUGUCUACUCAAAAGUGGCUUUAAAACAUGCAGCUUAUUCAAAAACUGAUUGCUGUAUUAUAGGUCAAGGUUCUAACAACUGUUCCAUUAACUCUUUAAUAGUCUUUCAGAGAUGUGCCUAAUGGCUAUAUAUUUGUGGCAGACCUUACAGAAAUUAGUCUGCAAAGACCUAUGACAUAAUACGAAAUGGAAGGGCAGUUUACAUUGAUUUUCUAUUAUGAGAUGGAAUUUAAUCAUACUACCAACAUGCUAAUUUCUACUAUUAUGUAGAUUUUGAAUUUUUUGGGUUAGUGCAUUCAUGGAACCCACCAAUGCCAUAUAGGUAAGACAUAGUUAUUGAGAACCAGUUCAGGUAGAGUAUUUAAUGUGGAGUAAUUGGACACAAAAAACCCAGCCACCUCUUGUUGGCUACUGAGUUGCUUCUUAAGCAUAUCUUAAAGAGGAAUGUGUGCAAUAUAUAUUUCACCUCAGUUGUUGACAUCGUUGUGAAAAUGUUAAGAUGCAAUAUCUUCACUUUUAAGUGGGAAAACAAUUGCAAUAAUCUUCCCCUUGUAAUUUGUUUUUGUACCAAUUGAACAUUGUGAACACAUGGUGGUUCUUUGUUUUUAAAAAUGCACACUAUACUCAAUGUUGGGUUUUCGGCUUUAAUUUGCACACACGUACACAUUAAAGUUUGAGGUGCUUCAGAUCUUUGAGGUUUUAAGUAAUAGCUUAAUGGGGAAAGAAUGGGCAUGGUAUUUUCCAAAGGUAUAGCAACCACACCUGAAGAAUUAUUUAAGAUCAAAAGAAUUUUUGCUUUGUGGGAGGCUCAUAAGAGAAGUUUUAGGGACCAUUGGGGUAAAUGAACUCUUUUGCAGCCUCUUUUUAAUUGGUGCAAGUUAUUUGCACAGUUGUAGAUCAGAUAGUAGGACAUAAGAAUAUAUUGUUCCUAUUUGAAUCUUCAAAGUGUUGAUGCUGAACCUUUGCCAGAAUGAUUUAUGCCCAUUGGUUUUUGAGCUACUUUUUAACUGUCACCAUAAUGCAUCAUUAACAUUUCAGUAUAUGGAUAUGUGAUUUGUGCCAUCUUGUUACGUUGGCAAAUAUUAAGUUAUUGCAUAAAUGUUUAAGAGAGAACAUUUUUCAUUAAAAUUUUGUAUGUUUGCAAAUAUAUUUUUAUAAUAAAACUUCAAAGACAAA
Messenger RNA from Anolis carolinensis (green anole), 6068 nucleotides. It is a transcript of the gene dcp1a, whose product is annotated as decapping mRNA 1A. Gene Ontology annotation, biological process: deadenylation-independent decapping of nuclear-transcribed mRNA; deadenylation-dependent decapping of nuclear-transcribed mRNA; positive regulation of catalytic activity. Gene Ontology annotation, molecular function: mRNA binding; enzyme activator activity. Gene Ontology annotation, cellular component: P-body. The transcript has 10 exons. The coding region runs from base 201 to 1937 and encodes 578 amino acids. The record is from RefSeq and is a predicted model, not a curated record. NCBI's taxonomy places the organism in Eukaryota, Metazoa, Chordata, Lepidosauria, Squamata, Anolidae.